Lactuca sativa (garden lettuce) is the source of this 687-nucleotide messenger RNA. RefSeq names its product large ribosomal subunit protein eL32z. The record is from RefSeq and is a predicted model, not a curated record. Gene Ontology annotation, molecular function: structural constituent of ribosome. Gene Ontology annotation, cellular component: ribosome; cytosolic large ribosomal subunit. Lineage: Eukaryota; Viridiplantae; Streptophyta; Magnoliopsida; Asterales; Asteraceae. Gene Ontology annotation, biological process: translation.
CUCAGUCAGUCCAUGAACAGGCCCAACAAACACAAACCCUUCUCUCUUUCGAAUUUAUAUCUAAACCCUACACUUGCUUCAUUUCUUCUCGCGGCUAUCCAUUGCAGCCAGAAUCCUACGCCGCCUUCUGUCGUCUCGAUUUACAGGUAAGCAAUGGCAGUUCCCAAGCUUGAUAAGAAGAUUGUGAAGAAGCGUGUGAAGAAGUUCAAGAGGCCCCACAGUGACUGGAAGAUAUGCGUCAAGGAAAACUGGAGAAGACCAAAGGGUAUUGACUCCAGAGUCAGGCGAAAGUUCAAAGGUGUCACUCUUAUGCCCAACAUUGGAUACGGAUCAGACAAGAAGACUCGCCAUUUUCUCCCAAAUGGAUUCAAGAAGUUCGUUGUUCACAAUGCCAAAGAGUUGGAAGUCCUCAUGAUGCACAACAGGACCUAUUGUGCUGAAAUUGCACACAAUGUGUCUACACGCAAAAGGAAGGAGAUUGUUGAGCGUGCAGCACAGUUGGAUGUUGUUGUUACCAACAAAUUGGCAAGGUUGCGCAGCCAGGAAGACGAGUAAGCUUAAAAAUUCAAAUGUUAUUUUUCAUUUUGAUGUUCAAGACUUUGUUUUGUUUCAUUUUGUACGCCUGUAGUUUUGUUAUCAAGACUUUUAAAGAUUGGGUUUUUAGUGAAAGGAAUUUUGUGAACGAGA